This is a messenger RNA of Podarcis muralis (Common wall lizard), 4556 nucleotides long. RefSeq names its product FAM20C golgi associated secretory pathway kinase (gene FAM20C). Gene Ontology annotation, molecular function: protein serine/threonine kinase activity. Lineage: Eukaryota; Metazoa; Chordata; Lepidosauria; Squamata; Lacertidae. The record is from RefSeq and is a predicted model, not a curated record. Gene Ontology annotation, biological process: protein phosphorylation; enamel mineralization. Gene Ontology annotation, cellular component: Golgi apparatus.
UUCAGUGUGGCUCCGAGGGGGAAUCGCGCUGCACCUGCCAAACGCUCCCUCCGAGCGCGCUCUCUCUCCCUCCUCCUCCUCCCCCUUUCCCUUUUUGCCUUUUCACAUUUAUUUACCCCCUUCCUCCUCUUCCCCACGAAAAGCAGAUCCGCACAGCCCAGCGCGGAUACAACCCCAGCUGCUGCCCUGCUCCAAGAAGGACCGCUAUUGAAUGUGAUGCUUCUAUAGAUCUUUUAUCCCCCCCCCCUCUUCUAAUUCGCCAACCUCCCCCCCCCCGCACCACCCUAUUUAAAUUCUCUAUUUUGGGUCAUCUGGGAGGUUACUAUUUCUUUAUCUCUCCCCCUUCCUCUUUGGAGCAAAUGACAGUAUUGCAUUUUUCUUAUAUAUAGUGCGGGUUUUCUUUUUUCUCCUGCACUGAUUUAUUUUUUAAGAGAAAACCUCUGUCCUUUCAAACCCCCCCCCCUCCUCUCGCUACCCAAUUCCUGGAUGAGCCGAUCGCUCUCGCCCAAGCGCUGGAAGGAAGCUCCGGAAAGAAACAUGUUAAAGAAAAAACCCAGCGUCCAGCCAAUGUUUUGAAACAGUCGCGCAGAGAGGGAGAGAGCGAGAGAGCGAAGAGAAAACGACCAGAGGAGAGAGCGAGAGAGAGAGAGAGAAGGCAGGAAGAUUUUCGCCUCCUGCCUUUUUCCAGCAGCCGCCUCGCUCGUUUUGCAGAGAACCGGGUAGGAAAAGAGAAGCUCCAACAGAGGACCAGAAAAAUAAUGGGCUGACUCCUUCUCCACCAUCAUCCCCCUCUCUUAUGCUCCUUUUCUGAAAUCUCGUCAUCCACCCCCCUCCUUUUACCUUUUUAAUUUAAUUCUUUUUAAAUGCUCCUGAUUUCUUUGCCUUUAUUUCCCUCGGCUUCUUUCUCCUUCCCUUUUCCCCCCAAAGGCAAAAAGAGGCCGAUGUUGUGUGCAUUCGGGGAGGUCACGUCCAACAUCCGACUCUCUCUUUAUUUUUUGCAUCUGUUUUGACCCCUUCCUGCAUUAAACCCGUCCGAUCGUGGGGUGCUCCGAGGACUUUUUUUUUUUUUUUUAAAUUAAUUUGCAACUCUACAGAUCGCGAUGCUGCUGCUGCUGCUUCCGUCGCCGGCUGCUCCUCGGUUUUAAAAAGACUUGCCUGGUGCCGGGGUAAAGAAAAACCGAUUUAUUUAUUUAUGGAAAUGACUGGCUGGACCGGACCGGGAAGUCCCGACGCUUUUGUGUUUCUUUUUCUGUGAAAAAGCCCACCCAACUCCAGCCAGCCUUUCUUCCCACCUGGCUGGGGUCCCUUCUUAUAUUUAUUUCCAAAUUAACCCCCAAUAUAUUAUAUAUUUAUUUAUUUCCUCCUCCUUUCCAACCGAGCCAUGAAGAUGAUUUUGGUGCGCAAAUUCCGGAUCCUUAUCCUGAUGGUGUUCCUCAUCGCCUGCACCAUGCAUAUCAUGAUCGACCUGCUGCCCAAGCUGGAGAAGCGGGCGGCGGGCGCCGACGGAGCCGGAGACGGCAGAGGAGGCGCUGGCGGAGCCGGAGGAGGCAGCGCCAACGCGGGCUGCUCCUGCUCGCACGCCGCUGCAGCCAGCCGAGCCGGGGAGAAGGAAGGCGCGCGGGGCUGGGCGCCGGCUCCGGAGCUACCCGAGCAACAGCAGCAGCAAGCGGCAGCUGCAGCGCCGGCGGAGAGGGCCGGCGCCUCGGAGGCUGCCGCUGCAGCCGCGGGCUGGCCUAGCAAGCACACGCUGCGGAUCCUGCAGGACUUCAGCAGCGACCCCAGCUCCAACGUGAGCUCGCACUCGCUGGAGAAAGGCGCCUCGGAGCGGGCCGAAGCCUUCAAGCGCGCGCAGCAGGAGAAGCAGCAGCCAAAGGGGCCGGAUCUGACCCAGAAAGCGCUCAUCCAAGAUGGGGAGCUGCGCCACGGCCAGCCGAGCAAGAGGAGGCAGCAGCAGCAGCCGGGGAACCGCCUGGGAGGCCACCGGCCUCGCCAGCAGCCGGGCUACGAGGAGGAGGAGGACGAGGAAGGCGCGUAUUUCUCCAAGCUGGCGGCUCUCUUCGAGCACCCGCUGUACAAGCUGCCCGUCCCGCCGCUGGGAGACCAGGACGUCCUGUUCAGCGUCAACAGCGACAUCCGAUUCAACCCCAAAGCGGCGGAGAAUCAGGAAUGGCAAAAUGAAGGCAACGAAGACGAAGAGUUUCUACCCACUGGAGAAACGUCAAUUGAUUCCUAUCCAAACUGGCUCAAAUUCCACAUUGGCAUUAAUCGAUAUGAACUGUAUUCCAGACACAACCCGGCAAUCGGAGCCUUGCUUCAGGACCUGGCCUCCCAGAAAAUAACAAGUGUCGCAAUGAAAUCAGGAGGCACCCAGCUCAAACUGAUAAUGACAUUCCAGAAUUACGGGCAAGCCUUGUUUAAGCCAAUGAAGCAAACGAGAGAGCAAGAAACUCCCCCAGACUUUUUCUAUUUCUCGGACUACGAGCGGCACAAUGCGGAAAUUGCAGCAUUUCACCUGGACAGAAUCCUGGAUUUCCGGCGUGUCCCCCCAGUCGCAGGCAGAUUAGUUAACAUGACCAGAGAAAUAAGGGACGUUACGCGUGACAAGAAACUAUGGAGGACCUUUUUCAUCUCACCAGCCAACAACAUCUGUUUCUACGGCGAGUGCUCUUACUACUGCUCCACGGAGCAUGCUCUUUGCGGGAAACCAGACCAGAUCGAAGGCUCCCUCGCUGCCUUUCUGCCAGACCUGUCUUUGGCCAAAAGGAAAACCUGGAGGAAUCCGUGGAGACGUUCCUAUCACAAGCGCAAGAAAGCUGAGUGGGAAGUUGACCCGGACUAUUGCGAAGAGGUCAAGCAAACACCGCCCUACGACAGGGGGACCCGAGUGCUGGAUAUAAUGGACAUGACCAUUUUUGACUUUCUCAUGGGCAAUAUGGAUCGCCAUCAUUACGAAACCUUUGAGAAGUUUGGAAAUGAGACGUUUAUUAUCCACUUAGACAACGGAAGAGGGUUUGGAAAAUAUUCCCACGACGAGCUAUCCAUCUUGGUGCCUUUAAAUCAGUGCUGCAGAAUACGGAAGUCCACCUACCUGCGGUUGCAGCUGCUAGCCAAGGAGGAAUACAAGCUCAGCCACCUGAUGGAAGAAUCCUUGCUGAUGGACAAGAUCGCACCCAUCUUGUACAAACUUCACCUGGAAGCAAUGGACAGAAGGCUCCGGAUAGUCCUCAAGGCCGUCAGUGACUGUAUAGAGAAAGAUGGCUACAGCAACGUCGUCGAAAAUGACUUUGUCUCCGACGUGAACACGAUGGCUACCAAGAGGUAGUGGAGAUCACAGGACCACGUUUUUAUUGGUUCCGUGGAAGAAAGAACCGGAGCCGGGGAGGGAGGAACAGUCUUGCGAGGGACUGUGUAUGCCGCUGUGUGAAUUCAGUGAAUUCAGAAAUUGCGAUAAUAACCAUUCUCAAAGUAGCUAAGGCGUUGACUCUGCAGAGGAUUUAGCUCUGGGGCUCGGGCGCAACCAGAUGGACCAAUUUGGAUGCCCCUUGGGGAAUCUACAAGUUUUUGGCAGAUGCGGCCUCCCAGUUGCCACGGCCUCCAUGCAGUCCUGCUUCCCUUCAGCCCUAAAUUAUUUCUUCCUGUGGCCCGUGGCGGCGCAAGGGUUACACCUUGUGGGCGGAGCUUCUGGCAAGCCCCGCCUUGUGUUGCUGUAGAUCCUGCGAUGUGGUUGUGGCCAAGCCCUCUCCAACAUGCGCGCAGACACAAGACACACAGGCAUGCGGGGCACAUGGGUGAAGCAUACCAGCAAUGUGGGGAAGGGCUUGCAGGAAAUUUUGAGGUGGGUAAAGGAAUAGUUGUCUAUCUCCGGAUUAAGUGAUUAGAAAAAGAAAUGCACUCAUUGCCACACUUUUUAAAAAGAGCCGAUCCCCAAAACAUGAUUUGGAAAAAUAUUUUGAGAAUAUGAAUUGCCUGGUGGCAAAAUGCACUUCUUUCCUUUCCUUUUGAGCUUAUUUUGUUUGUACAGAAAGCAGAUCUUUAUUUAAUAUUUUGUAUUUAUAUAUGGAAAAAGUUGUCCUUUUGGUUUUGUUUUGUUUUUAAAAUGCAAGCCUGAGGGAGGGAAGGAGAAAGCAACCGUCUCAUGUUCACAGCUCACGAUUUACUAUCAAGGAAGGGCCAUAUAGAAAUAAGUCAACACUGUUAGCAACUAUCCUGGGACUGUUUCCACUUAGGAGUCCCAAGCAGGGAGAGAAUCGAACCAUUAUGUGCUCCCCAAGUUCAAAACUGCAUGCGCAUAGGAAAUGUAACAUGUCAAGGGGAAGGUUUGGCCUAUAAAUAUUGUUCCUGGCAUGCUAGCUUUCAAAGUGCAAAAGAAUUGGCGACAUGGAAGAAGCUUUCUCCUCCCCCUCCACACCCACAGACACAUAUUUAAAUAGUACAGUCUUAUAGAAGAACAUGCUUAGGAAUCAGAGAAUUGCAGAGUUGGAAGGGACUUUGUGGAUCAUCUAGUCCAACCCCUUGCAAUGAAUCUCAACUAAAGCAUCCAUGACAGGCAGCCAUCC